CUUUCUUGCGGACCAAUACCAGACACGAAGGCGAGAGCGGUCGGAUUCGGAGAGGCGUCGGCGACGCGGCUCGAUCGCGCACUUGCGUUUGCAGAGCGGAGGGGAGGAGACUAGGAGAGGGCACCGGAGAGGGAGAUGGCGCCGGCGAGCGGGUGGAGCCGGGCGGUGGGGAACACGCGGUCGUUUGUGGGCAACGCGCUGGGCGGCCUCCGCGGGUGGAACAGCGUCGCCUCCUGGGCCGUCGCCGGAACCCUCGCCUACUACCUCUGGGUCAAGCCCGCGCGCCAGCUCCAGAAGGAGCAGGAGGAGCGAGCUGCUUUGGCUGCUGCCUCGGAUCCUUAUCGUUAUGUUGAGAAGCGAAAACCAAUUCCUGACCCACAGGAUACUGGCCUUAUUUAUGGGAAGAAGAAGAAGGAACCGACAACAUCUGACGACUAGUUCCUCUUUGUAUACCAUAUAUCUUGUACCAAAAUGGACCAUCCUUUGCUGUGCAACAAUACUAGGAGGGAUUUCUGCAAAUCUGCUAGCUGCACGCACGAUAAACAUUCCAUAAAAUUGUUGCUUCUAUAUGCUAGCAAGUAGCAAACUCAACAUUGAGUCUUUUUGCAGUUCUGAGUAAUUGAGCUUCAGGAAGUAAUUGUUCACUAUCAUCUAUCGUGUUUGCUCGGAUCAUGAGAAAUGUAAAUGCUUUCAGAAUAGAAACACAGUUGCUAUACUUUUUUGGUAGCUAGAUCUGGAUGUUCACAUGUUUAUGUAUCACUGUAUCAAUUCA
Molecule: messenger RNA, 772 nt
Organism: Phragmites australis (common reed)
Lineage: Eukaryota; Viridiplantae; Streptophyta; Magnoliopsida; Poales; Poaceae
Exons: 3
Coding region: 136-438 (100 amino acids)
Source: RefSeq, a predicted model, not a curated record